AUGGUCCAAUUCAGCACUUCCGUCGUCGUCGCUGCCCUCCUUACCGCCCCCGCGCUCGCUGCGCCUAUGGUUAGCCACGAACACCACGCCCACCCUGGCGUCAGCCACAUCGCUCGCCGCGAACCCCGCUCCCGCGCCGCUUUGAGGCAGCAGGAGGCGAGGGACCUCGAGGACAUGGGGGAUUUGCUUGCCCGGUUCCAUGGUAUGGGCCACGGCGGUAUGAAGAGACUCCAUGCCCGCGACGACAAGAAGAAGGACGAGCAUAAGAAAGACGACAAGGAAAAAGACAAUAAGAAGAAGGACGAUAAGAAGAAGGACGAUAAGAAGAAGGACGAUAAGAAGGACGAGCACAAGAAGGACGACAAGAAGAAGCAUGAGCACAAAAAGGACGCGAAGAAGGACGAACACAAAAAGGACGACAAGAAGAAGCAUGAAAAGAAGGACGACAAGAAGAAAGAGGAGCACAAGAAGGACGAGCACAAGAAAGACGAACACAAGAAGGAAGAGCCCAAGCAAGACGCACACAAGGAGACUGAGCACUCGCCGGCGGUCGAGCACCAACAAGCCACUGAAGCGCUCGAGACUCCGGAGCCGACCGCUGAGGCUGAGGAAACCCCCGUUCCCGAGGCUCAGGAGGAGGCACCUGCCACCACCGAUGAGCCUGCCGCACCCCAGCUUGAAGGGCGCGCACGCAUUCGUGGCAGCAUUGGUGCCCACCCUCACCUCUCGGGCAUGAAGGAUUACCCCACACGCGAAUACGCCGACCUCAAAGCCCGCGGUCAGAGAGGUCGCGGGUCGCUACAGGCUGGCGGACUCGCUCAAGUAUUCAGGCGCGAGCUCUACGACGUAGAACAGUUCUCCGCCCGUGACUGGGAGGAGCUCGAGGAACUCACGGCGCGUUCUCCCUUCCUCGGCAAGGUCGUUCGCAAGGUCAAGGGUAUCUUCAAAGGAAAGGGUGCUGCUAAGGGUGCUCAGGCUGGUGCCGAGGUCCAUGCGGCGACCCAGCCUGCUGAGCGCGACCUGGAGAGCGUCGAGGAGCUUGCCCGACGUGCUUACUUCGACUCGGAGUUCGACGAGCUCGACUGA
This is a messenger RNA of Cyclocybe aegerita, 1086 nucleotides long. Lineage: Eukaryota; Fungi; Basidiomycota; Agaricomycetes; Agaricales; Hemipholiotaceae. The record is from the annotation of a GenBank genome assembly.